Molecule: messenger RNA, 1656 nt
Organism: Saxophila tyrrhenica
Lineage: Eukaryota; Fungi; Ascomycota; Dothideomycetes; Mycosphaerellales; Extremaceae
Exons: 2
Coding region: 1-1656 (551 amino acids)
Source: RefSeq, a predicted model, not a curated record
AUGGACGACGAUCUCCACAACACAGACACCAGAGAAGAAUUCCACCCACCAUGGCUCAGCCGCCCGCGCGACUUUGUGGACCGGAGAGCCGAAGAAGCAGAGGCAUUCAAUGAGCUCCUCACCCAACACCUGAACACAUCUGCACAGACAUGGGAUUGCGACGAGACCGGCUGGACGUUCGAACUUCGGCAUGUGAUCCUACACAUCCGCCAUCAGGAAGCUGGCCACCUUGUCGCCAAAGCAGAGAGCGAGGUGAUGCCGCGCAAGUAUCUUGACGGUUUGAGGUGUGAGCUUCGGAACAUGCCUUGGGAGGCGGAUGAGAACAGUUGCACCACGCUUGAUCUCGCCUGUGCACUGCUUCGGAUGACGGAGGAGGCAGUAGCUUGGGAGGAGUUGUGGAACCAGAAGCUGGCCGCCUAUGAUGGACGGCGAGCUGCAGCAACCAAGAACGCUCGCGAGUUCGAACAGAAGUUGCACAGAGACGGCAGCGAUCGUCGUGGUUUCGACGCCCGCUCGAUUCGAGGCUACGACUCUGUGCUGGCGAAUCCUUAUGGCGUGAACUUCAGCAGCCUGGAUGACACUGCAGCCUUCCUUCUGGGCAAGCCCAUCGAGCGCAUCUGCAACAUGAUCAGCACCGACUUUCGCAUCAUUCACGUGGAACCAGUCUUCCGCGACAACCUCGUCUCGUCCUUUCUCAAACGCAAGGAACAAAUCUACGACCAGCUCAGUCGCAUGUCUCGUGGUUCGCUGCGGCAGAGUGUCCCAACGACAGUCAUCCGGCCAAAUUCAGUUGAGGACACCAGGGAGGGGCUAGCGCGACAGCUGUCGAUGCCAAAAGUCACCUUUCAUGGUGCUCCAAGGGCGGUUAUUGAGUCCAUCGUCCGGUACGGCUUCAUCGUUCCAGGCUCACAGGUUGGGAACAGCGGCAUGACGAUAAGCGUACGAUGCGGCGCAACGUACGGGACCGGCAUCUAUUCGAGCCCAGAUGCAGCGUUCGCAUCCCAUUACCUGGACUACCAGACCGGCAACGUCCGGCUGUCCAAACCAAGCGAGAUUCCUGGCAUGCGACUCGUUGUUUGUGCGACGUUGAUGGGCCGAGCUAUGACGGUCGACUCGGCAGAAGCGAGGAGGGUGAAGGGCGUACUGAGUCCACAUGCUCAUUCGCACGUUUCCGGAGAUGGGCUACAGUACAUCGUCUUCGAGAGCUCGCAGAUUAUUCCGUGCUAUGUUCUCCAUCUGGACUACGGCGCUGAACACGCCAAAGCUGAGUUCGAGAAGCUGGCCAGUGAUCCGACAGUGUACUUCCAAAAACGCUCGAAGAAGAAGAAAGUGGACAGCACAGAAGAUGCUUGGGAUGAGUGGUACAGAUCAGAGCCAGGGGCAAUCCAGGAUAAGAAGGUGGCAUUGAAGGCCGCUGCGAGGAAAUGGUUUCCUUACGGUUAUGGCCCGGCGCAGGGGAACUCCUUCGUCAUUGAAGAUAUGGCGGAGCACUCUGAUGAUGAGGAGGUGUACGGCGACUUCCAGCACCAGCGUAUCGAACAGGAUGAUGAGAUCCGAGAGGCGAGGCCGGCGAAGGGUGGGAGUUGGUUGGAUCAAUAUCAGACCGUGAGGAAGACACAGAAGGAGCUGGACUUCGGCGUGGAUGGAGGUAUGUAG